UUCUCCACUUAGAGGUGUCGUCUUGUUCGGUUGUAUGAUUUUGUUACAUCUCUCCAUUAGCUGGUCUGAGUAGAAAUGAGUUGAAGAACAAAAUAAAGCAACUUAGGUGCAAUAACAAUAUGAACAACCUUGUGCUGUCACUUACCCCCAAGUUCAGCAAACUACGAACUCUAACUUUACGUCAAAAUAAACCACAGCUUCAGGAUAAUGCGGUUGAGACCAUUGCAAUCUUCUGCCAUGAUCUGCAAGACUUGGAUCUCAGCAAAAGCUUCAAGCUCACUGAUCGCUCCUUAUAUGCAUUAGCUCAUGGGUGUUCUAACCUUACCAAGCUCAACAUCAGUGGUUGUUCGGCCUUGAGUGAUGCUGCCCUUGCAUAUCUUACUGGCUUCUGCAGAAACUUAAAGUUCUUAAAUCUUUGUGGAUGCGUAAGUGCUGCAUCUGACAGAGCUCUGCAGGCCAUUGCUUGUAAUUGCAAUCAGUUACAGUCUUUGAAUCUGGGUUGGUGUGAGGGUGUAACUGAUGUAGGAGUGAUGAGCCUGGCACUUGGAUGUCCGGAUCUGAGGGCUUUGUACUUGUCUGGUUGUGUCCUCAUAACAGAUGAGAGCGUGAUAGCCAUAGCAAACAGGUGCCACCAUUUGAGAUCCCUUUGCCUGUACUACUGCCAGUACAUAACAGACAGAGCCAUGUAUUCUCUGGCAAACGGUCGGGUGAAGAGCAAGCAUGACCUAUGGGAAUCUGUGGAAAAUGGGAACGAUGAGGAUGAAGGGCUCAUGAACCUCAACAUCAGCCAAUGCACAGCUCUGACUCCUUCAGCCGUUCAGGCUGUAUGCGACUCGUUCCCUGCGCUUCACACAUGCCCUGGAAGACAUUCCCUCAUAAAGAGUGGGUGUCUCAACCUAGCAUCUGUGCACUGUGCCUGUUCUAUUCAAGCACAUCGUGCAGCGAGCCCCUCUCAUCCUGCACAUUGAUUGAAUCAAUCAAUACCAAAGCUGUACAUACGGUAGGCGAUGAGGUGUGAUGGAUGUUCUGGCCAGGAAUAUUUGGCUUUUCCUUCAAAGCAAUUGUGGGACUUGAAUUAUGUUUAUAACUUUUGUAUGAACAAACUUUAUUUGAACAUCAAAAUGCCCUUUGCUUUGCUA
Molecule: messenger RNA, 1139 nt
Organism: Macadamia integrifolia
Lineage: Eukaryota; Viridiplantae; Streptophyta; Magnoliopsida; Proteales; Proteaceae
Product: F-box protein SKP2B-like
Exons: 4
Coding region: 120-968 (282 amino acids)
Biological process (GO): SCF-dependent proteasomal ubiquitin-dependent protein catabolic process
Cellular component (GO): SCF ubiquitin ligase complex
Molecular function (GO): protein binding
Source: RefSeq, a predicted model, not a curated record